CGUGAGAUCAGGUGCACAUCUCUGUCAAUCAAUCGAAACGAGGAACCCGAUUACAGAGCAAAAAAUUCCCCUGCAUCAGACACAGAACUCAUUUACAAUUUUUCCUCCGAAUCCAAUUCUCCGCUGCUGUUAUUAUCCAGAGUAGUAGGCUAGCCUAGCAGUAGAGAGGGAAACGAGCAAAGCGGUCGGCCCUUGCAAUCAAACGUUUCUGGGAGCAGCAGUGCCUCCGCCGCCGCCGCCGCCGCCGACCACGCAAGCAAAUGUCGGCGACCGUCGAUCCCGUCGCCGUCGACCUCGUCGACUUCCUCAACGCCUCGCCCACCGCCUUCCACGCCGUCGAGGAGGCGAAAAGGCGUUUGGAGAAAGCGGGAUUCAAGCAGGUGUCUGAGAGGGAGGAUUGGAAGCUCGAAAUCGGAGGCAAGUACUUCUUCACCAGGAACCAUUCGACCAUCAUCGCAUUCGCCGUUGGGAAGAAAUACGUUGCCGGAAAUGGAUUCCACAUCGUCGGAGCGCACACCGAUAGCCCGUGCCUCAAAGUCAAACCUAUCUCCAAGGUUUCGAAAGGAGGAUAUCUUGAGGUCGGUGUUCAGACUUAUGGCGGCGGGCUGUGGCACACCUGGUUCGAUCGCGACUUGACUCUGGCUGGGAGGGUGAUCAUUAGAGAAAAGAAGGGAGGUGAAAUCUCCUACUCACAUAAGCUUGUGAGGAUUCAGGAGCCUAUUUUGCGGAUUCCCACCUUGGCUAUUCACUUGGAUAGGAGCGUUAAUGAAGGAUUCAAGUUUAAUACCCACAGUCAACUUGUCCCUGUGCUGGCAACAGCCAUUAAGGGCGAAAUGCAGAAAUUAGUAGGAGAGAACUGUACCGCUGAAUCAAAUGCGAAGCAGCAUGUAGAUGAAAAAAAACAUCACUCCCUUUUAUUGCAGUUGAUUGCCAAUGAGGCUUCCUGCGAACCUGAUGCAAUAUGUGAUUUUGAGCUGCAACUUUGUGACACUCAACCAAGCAUUAUAGGAGGCGCUGCGAAGGAAUUUAUAUUCUCUGGAAGGGUUGACAACCUCUGCAUGUCCUUUUGCUCUCUUAAGGCUCUAAUAGAUUCAACGUCUCCGGAAAGUUCUCUUGAUGAGGAAUCUGGUGUAAGAAUGGUCGCAUUAUUUGAUCAUGAGGAGGUUGGAUCUGACUCAGCUCAGGGAGCUGGUUCCCCUGCCAUGUUGGAUGCUCUGUCGAGAAUAACACAAUUUUUCAGCUCUUCAGAUUCUAAGUUGCUAGAAAAGGCAAUACAGAAAAGCUUCGUGGUAUCUGCAGACAUGGCCCAUGCUUUACACCCGAAUUAUAUGGAUAAACAUGAGGAGAACCAUCAACCUAAACUUCACGGAGGUCUUGUUAUCAAACAUAAUGCAAAUCAGCGUUAUGCGACAAAUGCUGUCACUUCAUUUAUCUUUCGGGAGAUUGCAGAGAGGCACCAACUACCUAUUCAGGAUUUUGUUGUUCGGAACGAUAUGCCUUGCGGUUCGACCAUUGGCCCCAUACUCGCUAGCGGCGUCGGCAUCCGGACGGUCGAUGUCGGAGCGCCGCAGUUGUCCAUGCAUAGCAUAAGGGAAAUGUGUGCGGUCGAUGAUGUGAGGCAUUCGUAUGAGCAUUUCAAGGCAUAUUUCGACGAAUAUACGGAGCUGGAUGCCAAAAUCAAGGUUGAUUUUUAGGGUUUUUUACGUUAUAUUGUGUUGUGUUACCCAUCAUCUUAUGACAGUAAACCUACAGGGUUGUCAUAAAUGAAGCUAAAUUGGAAAGGCUUGUUAAAGCAGACAUAAUUUAUGUCGUGAGAUUUAUAUUAUGCUCUUAAUAAUUUUAUCGUGACUCGUUAGUUAA
Messenger RNA from Ananas comosus (pineapple), 1860 nucleotides. Its product is annotated as probable aspartyl aminopeptidase. The coding region runs from base 261 to 1694 and encodes 477 amino acids. The transcript is spliced from 11 exons. NCBI's taxonomy places the organism in Eukaryota, Viridiplantae, Streptophyta, Magnoliopsida, Poales, Bromeliaceae. Gene Ontology annotation, biological process: proteolysis. Gene Ontology annotation, molecular function: zinc ion binding; aminopeptidase activity. The record is from RefSeq and is a predicted model, not a curated record.